This is a messenger RNA of Eremomyces bilateralis CBS 781.70, 891 nucleotides long. Its product is annotated as proteasome subunit alpha type-3. Lineage: Eukaryota; Fungi; Ascomycota; Dothideomycetes; Eremomycetales; Eremomycetaceae. Gene Ontology annotation, cellular component: proteasome core complex; proteasome core complex, alpha-subunit complex; nucleus. Gene Ontology annotation, biological process: ubiquitin-dependent protein catabolic process. The coding region runs from base 1 to 891 and encodes 296 amino acids. The transcript has 5 exons. The record is from RefSeq and is a predicted model, not a curated record.
AUGACUUCAAUAGGCACUGGAUAUGAUCUUUCCAACUCGGUCUUCUCCCCGGACGGGAGGAACUUUCAGGUCGAAUAUGCCAUGAAAGCGGUCGAGAAUGGAGGAACUGCGAUCGGAAUUCGAUGCAAAGACGGUGUUGUCUUUGCCAUGGAGAAGCUUGUGGUCAGCAAAUUGGUGAAGCCUGGCGCAAACAAGAAGAUAUCGACUGUGGACAAGAACAUUGGGAUUGUCUGCUCCGGUCUGAUGCCGGAUGGACGACAUUUCGUUUCCCGUGCUCGUGAUGAAGCGGCAUCAUGGCGAGGGCUCUACAAGGCACCGAUACCGACAUCCGCCCUCGCAAACCGAAUGGGAAGCUAUGUUCAGGCAUAUACUCUCUACUCCAGCGUUCGACCGUUCGGUCUUACAUCAAUCCUUGGUGGUUGGGACUCGGAGGCCGAGUUACCGGUGGAUGGACAGGUUGGCUCGGGACCGAAAGUGGGUGCGGGAGGGAAAAAGGAAGGCCAGAAACGAGGUGGUCCAUUCCUUUAUAUGAUUGAGCCAAGUGGUCUAUACUGGGGGUAUUACGGUGCCGCUACUGGAAAGGGCAGACAAUCCGCGAAAUCGGAGCUCGAGAAACUCAAUCUUUCCGAAGGCGACAUCACUCUUGAGCAGGGAGUCAAGGAAGCAGCACGUAUCAUUUAUGUGGCUCACGAAGACAGCAAGGACAAAGACUUUGAGCUUGAGAUGUCGUGGGUUAGCUCAUUAGAUGGACCAACGAAAGGACGACAUGAGGAGGUCCCAAAGGCUUUGAGAGAAGAAGCCGAGGCUUUGGCCAAGAAAGUCAUUGAAGGAGAAGAUGAUGAUGAUGAAGAAGCAGAAGGUGGAGCGACUGGCGAUCAAAUGGAGGAGUAG